Drosophila grimshawi is the source of this 1598-nucleotide messenger RNA. Its product is annotated as alpha-(1,3)-fucosyltransferase C. NCBI's taxonomy places the organism in Eukaryota, Metazoa, Arthropoda, Insecta, Diptera, Drosophilidae. The coding region runs from base 131 to 1384 and encodes 417 amino acids. Gene Ontology annotation, molecular function: alpha-(1->3)-fucosyltransferase activity. The record is from RefSeq and is a predicted model, not a curated record. The transcript is spliced from 2 exons. Gene Ontology annotation, cellular component: membrane.
UUGCGGCGUUUAAGCAAUCGCAAUUAGUACAUGACGCUAAAGAGGCGGAGCGCAGCUAGGCGAGCUACGGCAACUGUUUCUCGUAAUCAGUAUAAAUCAAUCGGGCCAGGGUUUAUUAUCUAACAACCAUAUGGCAAUUGUCGAUGGCCGUUCGAGCUGGUUGGUUGGGCCAACAAAUUGGGACGUCGAGCGUAGAAUGCGCCUCCUAUCGCGACGGACGUUAGCGUUGCUGCUCCUGUUGCUCUGUGUGAUCCUAAUCGUUUUCCAGAAGCUUAAGAGUUCACCACUGCUGAAUCAGUAUGGCAUAUUGCGACAGUAUUUAGUUAGCAAUCCAGCGAAGCAGUCAGCGACGCGUAGCAUUCUGAUCUGGAGCAGCUUUUUUGGUGAUGAGCGCUGGAAGCUGCCGUUUGAUACGUUGGGACCACAGCAAUUUCGCGAUGAUCUCCAUUGUCCCGUCUAUCAGUGCGAGCUGAGCAAUCGCCAUGACUACCUGCCCAGCCUUGAGCUCUAUGACGCCAUCGUUUUUCAUAUGGCAGAGCCAUUCCCGCUGACAGCGGCGUUCCCGCUUCAUCGUAGCCCCCACCAGACGUAUGUAUUCGCAUUGUUGGAGCCACCAGGGGAGACGAAGCAUCGCCUAAGCGAUGAGCAGAAUUUUUACAAUCUGACGAUGAGCUAUCGCCUGGACUCGGACAUUGUGUGGCCCUAUGCCCAGCUGCUCGAUGCACAAACUGGCGCAGUUGUGGCGCCCAAUUCCCAUCCAUAUUGGCGUCAGCCGCCAGCUAUUGGCAGCUGGAAUGACAGCACUGUGCGGCGUUUGUGGCAGACAAAGAAGCGUAUGGCCGCCUGGUUCGUUUCGCACUGUCCGACGCUGUCGCAGCGAGAGAAGCUAGCUGCUGCACUGCAGCAUCACAUCGAACUGGACAUCUAUGGCAGCUGCGGCACACUCCAAUGCUCUCGUGGCGAUCCGCGCUGCGAUGAAAUGUUGGAUACGGAUUACAUGUUCUAUUUGGCCUUUGAGAACUCCCUAUGCGUGGACUAUGUCACGGAAAAGCUAUAUGGUGCUCUGCGGCGUCACAUUGUGCCCGUCGUGUUUGGCGGUGCCAACUAUACUCGCUUUCUGCCCCCCCAUUCCUACAUCGAUGCGGAACACUUUGAAAGCGUGGAGAAACUGGCGGAACAUAUGCGUUAUGUUGCCAGCAAUGUCGAGGAAUAUAUGAGCUACUUCUGGUGGCGUCAACACUACAAGCUGGCCGAUAGGUCGCCGUUCUGUGAGCUCUGUGAGCAGCUCCACAGUACCAGGUUGACGCACAAGACACAGUUCUAUGGUGACAUCCAGGAUUGGUGGUUCAACAGUUGUCGCCUCGUUCCUCACAUUCACUUCUGAGGAGAGCAGCAAUAGUCGCCGCAUGAGACUGAAAGGGAUGCACCCACUGCGGCUGCAACGGGUGCAAGUGAGUCGACAACAGGAAAGGAUAGCAAUAUACUGCAAGACUCUGAUUCGAUUUUAAUUAUACGGACGGAAUGUACUGGAUUUGGUACGCCCGUACAUUAAGUUGCUAGCUUAAUAAAUGUAGUUUUUAUUUACGUAUCACAUGAAA